Messenger RNA from Penicillium canescens, 585 nucleotides. RefSeq lists its product as uncharacterized. Gene Ontology annotation, cellular component: nucleus. The transcript has a single exon. Bases 1 to 585 code for a protein of 194 amino acids. NCBI's taxonomy places the organism in Eukaryota, Fungi, Ascomycota, Eurotiomycetes, Eurotiales, Aspergillaceae. The record is from RefSeq and is a predicted model, not a curated record. Gene Ontology annotation, molecular function: RNA-3'-phosphate cyclase activity. Gene Ontology annotation, biological process: RNA processing.
AUGGCGGAACCCCGAGCAACUACGAAAUCAAAUCACGUUAACUUGAACGGGCGAACCCUAGAAGGAGGUGGCCAGCUGGUCCGCAUUGCCCUAGCACUGUCAACCUUGACCAGUCAGCCAGUCAACAUCGAUCAUAUUCGCGGAAAUCGCCAGGGGAAGAAGGGGUUAAAAGGAUCCCAUGUCGCAGCCGUCAAGUUGCUGGGCGAGAUCAGUGACAGCAAAGUGUCGGGCAAUGAGAUCGGCUCCGAGUUCUUGAACUUUUUCCCACAACACCCGAAAUCAAACAACGGACCUUUGGUGGAUCUAUCGCAAGUUGAGGUGCAGACAGAAUACGAUAUUCGCCUCCCGACAGCUGGUGCUAUCUUUCUUGUGUUCCAGGCUCUCUAUCCAUACCUACUUCACGUAGGAUCAAAGGCAGCUGCUCCAUUCAUCACAGUCAGCAUCACGGGUGGAACAAAUGCAUCUUUCUCUCCAUCAUACGACUAUGCCACACAGGUCCUUGUACCAAAUUUCGCUAAACUUGGACUCCCCCUCUUUUCAUUCUCCUUCACAAGCGUGGCUGGUCAUCAGGACCAGUUGACCUAG